This is a messenger RNA of Pseudopodoces humilis (Tibetan ground-tit), 1212 nucleotides long. Lineage: Eukaryota; Metazoa; Chordata; Aves; Passeriformes; Paridae. The record is from RefSeq and is a predicted model, not a curated record.
AUGGGAGCGCGGGGGGCGGGGAACGCGGAGACCCCGGGACCCCCGAACGGGCCGGGACCACCGGCACAGCCCUCGGGGACAGCACCGACGGGACCCGCGGAACCCAGCAGGGCCCCCAGGGCGAGCAGAGCCACCAGGAUCCCCAAACCAGCCAGGAUCCAGGGGCCGACUGAGACCGUGGGACCCCCGGAGCGAGCCGGGACCCCCGGCACCAGCCGGGACCCCCGGGCGGCCAAUGACCCCCCCGGGGCCCCGGUGCUCUACGGCGUGGCCCCAUCGGACGCUGCAGGCGAGGACGCGGGGGUGGCGCGGGGGCUGUUCCAGCGGGUCCGGGUGCUGUGCUGGGUGCUGACGGCACCCCAGAACCUGGAGAGCAGAGCCCGGUACGUGCGGGACACUUGGGCGCGGCGCUGCAACGUGGCCGUGUUCGUGAGCUCCGAGCCCGCCCCGCAUUUCCCGGCCGUGGGGCUGGGGGUGGCCGAGGGCCGGGGGCAGCUCUACUGGAAAACCAUCCGGGCUCUCCAGUACGUGCACCGGCAGCACCGCGCCAGCGCCGACUGGUUCCUCAAGGCGGACGACGACACCUUCGUGGUGCUGGACAACCUGCGCUGGCUGCUGGCCGCGCACCCGCCCCAGCGGCCCCUCUACUUCGGGAAGCGUUUCCGACCCUUCACCCGCCAGGGCUACAUGAGCGGGGGCGCCGGCUACGUGCUCAGCCGGGGGGCGCUGGCCCGAGUGGCCACCGCUUUCACCCGCGGCACCUGCGGCCACACCGGCCCCGAGGAGGACGUGGCGCUGGGGCAGUGUCUGGAGCGGCUGGGGGUGGCCGUGGGGGAUUCACGGGACACGUGGGGCCGGGAGACGUUCCACCCCUUCCCCCCCGAGAUCCACCUCACCCACCGCUUCGCCCGGGACUUCUGGUACCAGCGUUACUGCUGGUACCCCGUCGUGGAGGGUCCCCGGUGCUGCUCAGACCUGGCCGUGUCCUUUCACUACGUGCCGGGGGAGGAGAUGUACACGCUGGAGUACCUGAGCCAGCGCCUGCGCCCCUACGGCUACAGACCCCGCUACCGGCCCCCCCUGAGCCUCCCCGCGGCCCCAAACGCCACCGGGACCCCCGCGGGCCCCAACGCCCCCCGGAGCCAGCCAGGUCCCCGAGCACCCAAAGCCCCCAAGCCCUGCCCCUCCCCUUCCUGGUCCCCUCUGCGGUGA